AUGUCUGGCUUCAAAUCUAUCACCGAACAAGAAUUCCAGGAACAAAUCGUCGCCAAGUAUACCGACGUCAUUGGCGAAAAGAUCGGCGGGAAGGUUCUCGGCUUCUCCGACGAGUUCUUUGCGGAGGCUGGCAACUUGAUCAAGCCAAAGCCGCCAAUCCGCGAUGCCACCAAGUUUGUGCACUCCGGCGCCUGGUUCGACGGCUGGGAGACCAGAAGACACAACACGGAAGAGGCCGACUGGGUUGUCUUCAAGACUGGUGUUUCGUCCGCGAAACUCAUUGGGGUGGAGGUUGACACUACCUUCUUCGACGGGAACCAUGCGCCGGCUAUUUCUGUCGAAGCCGCUUCGUUGACUGGUGAUUCGUACGAAAAGGCGUCUUGGGAGCCAGUUAUUCCGUUUGUGGAGUGCGGGCCAAGCCAAAAGUUCUUCUUCGUCAGAGAUACCAUCACUGCGGCUAACUACACUCACGUGAGAUUGAGAAUGUACCCAGACGGUGGGAUUGCUCGUUUCAGAGCGUACGGGAAGGUGGUGCCAAUCUUGCCUAAGAAUGCCUCCACCAUUGUGGAUACCGCUAGUGUCAACAUGGGCGGUGUGGCGGUCGCGCGUUCCGACGCCCACUUCGGGUCUGCGGACAACUUGAUCUUGCCGGGCAGAGGCCACGACAUGAGCGAUGGCUGGGAGACCUACAGAUCCAGAAGUGAGGGUCAUGUGGAUUGGGCGCUCAUCAAGUUGGGCGGCUUGACCAAGAUCGACAACGUCGUGAUUGACACCGCCAACUUCAGAGGGAACUUCCCGCAAAAGAUCAACGUCAAGGCUAUCAAAUCCGACCAGGACCACCCAGACUUGAAUAACCCCGCUUGGGUGGAGGUGGUUGGUAACCAAAAGACCGGUCCGCACGCCGAACACACCUACAAAGUGAACAGCACCGAGACCUUCUCGCACGUGUUGUUAACCAUCAUCCCAGACGGUGGGGUCAAAAGAAUCAGAGUCAACGGUGUGCUCGUGCAGAACUAA
This is a messenger RNA of Babjeviella inositovora NRRL Y-12698, 1017 nucleotides long. RefSeq names its product allantoicase. Gene Ontology annotation, molecular function: allantoicase activity. The transcript has 2 exons. Gene Ontology annotation, biological process: allantoin catabolic process. Bases 1 to 1017 code for a protein of 338 amino acids. NCBI's taxonomy places the organism in Eukaryota, Fungi, Ascomycota, Pichiomycetes, Serinales. The record is from RefSeq and is a predicted model, not a curated record.